Molecule: messenger RNA, 1152 nt
Organism: Heterostelium album PN500
Lineage: Eukaryota; Evosea; Eumycetozoa; Acytosteliales; Acytosteliaceae
Exons: 3
Coding region: 1-1152 (383 amino acids)
Biological process (GO): ubiquitin-dependent protein catabolic process; protein polyubiquitination
Molecular function (GO): ubiquitin conjugating enzyme activity
Source: RefSeq, a predicted model, not a curated record
AUGAAUCAACAAUCAUCAUAUACAUCUUCACCAAUGCUCUACUACUAUUCACCAUCGAAUUUAUGUUCCAAUUCUAUUCCACCAUCACCACCAUCGACUCCACUCUCGAUCGUACAACAUUAUAGUGGAAAUAAUAGUGAUAUGGUAUAUUUAGAAGGACCAAAAGAUACAUUUUAUGAAGGUGGAGUUUUCCAAUUGUUAUUGACGUUUCCAAAGGACUAUCCAAUGAGUCCACCGUCACUGAGAUUCCUUUCAGAGUUUUGGCAUCCAAAUGUCUAUCAAAAAGAGGGCAAAGUCUGUAUCAGUAUUUUACAUCCACCUGGCGAGGAUGCACUGUCCGGUGAGCUACCUCAAGAGCGUUGGCUACCAACACAAACAGUUUCGACAAUCAUUCUCAGUGUCAUGUCGAUUCUCAGUGAUCCAAAUUGCUCUUCGCCAGCCAAUGUCGACGCCAGUGUCGAAUGGAGACAGAACCGUGAUGCCUACAAGAAGCGUUGUGCCAAGCUCGUCGAGAAGGCAAACGCAUCCAAGCCAGCACACAUUGUCAUUCCACAUCCCGACACCAACCCCGAGGAGCACAAACGUUCAGUUGAGAAGAUAAAAAUGGCAGAGCGUGGUAUGGAUAUAGAUUAUUUCGAGAUGGAUGAAGAUGAUUAUAACAACUAUGACGAAGACGACGAUGAUGAUGAUGAAGAUGAUGAGAAUGUAGAUGAAGAUGGUGAUGACGAUGACGAUGAAGACGGUGUAGAUGAUGAUGAAGAAGAAGAUGAUGACAAUGAUAAUAACGCCAAUGAAUCAACAAAUGUAAAUACAACAAAUAAUAACAGUAGCAGCAACAACAACAACAAUAGUAGUAUCAAUAAUGAAUCAAAUCAAAAUACAACCAUUACAAAUAAUGCGCGCACCAACAUUAUUAUUCAACAAGAUAAUGAAAACACAACACCGCCUUGUAUUGAAAGUUAUAACCUCUCACCAACUGUAUCUACCUCGCCAUCAUCAAUCGAAAAUAGUAUAGUCUCAGAAAACAAUAACAACAGUAACACCGAACAAUCAACAACAACCACAACAACAACUACAACAACAUCGACAUUGAAUAACAAUAAUCUUAACAAUAACAAUGAAUUAAAUGAAAACAACAUUAUUUUAUCAUAA